This is a messenger RNA of Torulaspora delbrueckii, 1260 nucleotides long. It is a transcript of the gene RTT106, whose product is annotated as Rtt106p. Bases 1 to 1260 code for a protein of 419 amino acids. Lineage: Eukaryota; Fungi; Ascomycota; Saccharomycetes; Saccharomycetales; Saccharomycetaceae. Gene Ontology annotation, molecular function: nucleosome binding; histone binding. The record is from RefSeq and is a predicted model, not a curated record. The transcript has a single exon.
AUGGACCCAUUUCUAGCCAGGCUUCCUGACGAAUUGAGAUCCAAAGUUGUAGGCGUAGUCAAUGUUGUGCCCGAAUCACUAGCGGUUUUUGAAGAGAUCUACAAGUAUGCAUCGUUAGACGAUGGGGGUCAAAGCCGGAAAACUCGGAAAGUUGAAGAAGUGGAUCAAAUUGAUUUCAAAGUGCCAGAUGAAUCACAGGUAAUUUUCUCCAUUGAAGAUGCUUCUAUUCUAUCUCCAGUACGAAAAAAGUUGAAUUUUGUAUUACAUCUCUCUCCAGAGAGCAAACCAAUGAUAUCAUUAAUUAAAGGUGACAAGAUCGAAUUAUCAAUCACAGAGUUGAAGAAGAAUAUUACAAUGGCUACAUUUUUACCUGUUGCAGAGAAGCAGAACUAUCUCUACAUCUUUAUUAAUUAUGCGAAUACCGUUGAUAACAAAUAUACGGACCCAGUGCUAAUGACUCUAAAUAAAAACACCAUGCUUACUCAAUUUAAGCAAUCGGGAUUUCUGGAUGCCUCUGUCGACGAUUUUACCAAGUGCAUAGAAUAUAUGAGAAAACAAGCGAUUCUUGCUGGGUUCAGAAUAUCAGAUCCGUUCUUUACAAACCAUCAGGAAGCGGAACAGAACAGUUCUUUCCAUGUUGAAUGUCAUCGAGGUACAAAGGAAGGUACAUUGUAUUUUCUGCCGGACCAUAUUAUCUUUGGCUUCAGAAAACCAAUUCUAUUAUUCAACUCGUCAGAUAUUGAAUCGAUUACAUAUUCAUCCAUUACAAGACUAACAUUCAAUGUUACUUUGGUUACUAAAGAUGGCAGCAAGUACGAGUUUUCAAUGAUUGAUCAAAACGAGUACAGCAAGAUUGACGAAUACGUUAGGAGGAAACAGGUGAAGGAUAAAUCUAUGUCGGAGGAAUUAAAAGCAAAGUCCAAGAACAAAGCCAACCAGGAUAACGAAGACGCGCCAUCGGCUUUGGAAGAAGCUGCCCAACAAAUGGGUAAUGGACCAACUCUUGAAUUGAAUUCGGACGACGACGAAGAGGCAGACCAGAAUUUCGAAGCAGAGAGUGACUUGUCAGAUGGCAGUGGCGAGGAAUCAGGUGCUGAAGAAGCAGAAGACGGUGAGGCAGAUUCAGAAAAUGGAAAUGAAGAAGGUCUCACAGCUAACAAUCAUGCGGUCAAAGAGGAUGAUUUUGAAGUAGGGUUGCAAGACAUUCCAAUAGAGGUGGAUGACGAAGACGACGAAGGUUCAGGAGUAGAAUACGCCUAA